Messenger RNA from Toxorhynchites rutilus septentrionalis, 2378 nucleotides. Its product is annotated as transcription factor glial cells missing-like. Gene Ontology annotation, biological process: gliogenesis; regulation of transcription by RNA polymerase II. Gene Ontology annotation, cellular component: nucleus. Gene Ontology annotation, molecular function: DNA-binding transcription activator activity, RNA polymerase II-specific; RNA polymerase II cis-regulatory region sequence-specific DNA binding. The coding region runs from base 426 to 2066 and encodes 546 amino acids. Lineage: Eukaryota; Metazoa; Arthropoda; Insecta; Diptera; Culicidae. The transcript has 3 exons. The record is from RefSeq and is a predicted model, not a curated record.
CAGUUCGGAUGUGUUUCCUUGAACCUUGGGCGCGAUAGUGGAUAGCGAGACGGGUGGGUUGCACAAUUUUGUGUUGAUGAAGGAUGAACGUUCGAUAAAGUGUUGAAUGUUUGCUUAGUGAAACGAAAGUGAUGAUGUGACGUUACACAGCUGAGGGGAAAACAAACAGUCUGUUGGAAACAUAAGUGCAUAUACAGAAACCGUGGCCAGGAAUAAACUAACACCGAGGAAUGGAACUAAUUUGUGUUGUGUAUUGAGCGAACUUUUCAUUGGACAAAGUGCAAACGAGCGAAAGCCAAUGUUCGAUGGUUGAAUUAAAUUAGGAAUUAAAAUUGAAUUAUACUUCUGUGAACUCAGUGUGUGCAAAAAGUUAAAACCAUAAGGAUCAUUUACUUCAAUUCACUUGGAGAGACCGAUCGACCAACAUGGUGAUAGUACAAUCAAAUAUCAUCACAUCUAACUGUCCCAACCGGCUGGGUCUUGAGUGGGACAUCAACGAUCCCAACGUACCGCUGGUAGCUGAAACCGAUUUGGAUGAGUUCAACGAGUGGAGUGACGGACACUGUCGUUACAUCUACCGUGCGAUGGAUGACCUGGCGAAGCGUCACUCCUCCGGCUGGGCCAUGAGAAACACCAACAACCACAAUGUGAGCAUCCUGAAGAAAAGUUGCUUGGGAGUUUUGGUUUGCUCCGCGCGGUGCGUUCUGCCCAAUGGCGAUAAGAUUAACCUGCGUCCUGCCAUUUGUGAUAAGGCAAGGAGGAAACAGCAGGGCAAAUCAUGCCCCAACCGGUUAUGCAUUGGUGGCGUUCUGGAGAUUCUCCCAUGCCGGGGUCACUGUGGCUAUCCGGUGACUCACUUCUGGCGGCAUACCGCUAAUGCUAUUUUCUUCCAAGCCAAAGGAGUGCACGACCACCCGCGACCAGAAUCGAAAACCUCCGGUGAAACUCGUAAAAUUCUCGGCAUCGGACGACGGGAACGCGUGCUGAAAGCUAUCCAAACGAAAGUGACAAAGAUCACAGCUUCGAAACAAACUAAAAAAGUUACCAAACAUCUACUGGAAUCCGGGAAAUCUCUAUCGGCGGGUCAUUUGAAUCGCCUGAGCACGGAAAACAGCUACAAUCUAACAUUCCCCGGCAAUUACAAAUCAGCCACUCAGUGUGGCUAUUCAGCAGCCCCAGCCAGCCAAACUUCCUCAGCCCAUGCCCACCAGUCCGCCUUCGAUUACAACCAAUCCUACUACUAUGACAACUCCAGCUUCAUCCAUCCGGAGGAAAUCUUUCAGCUGGAUCAACCCAUCCGCCCAAUCAACAAAUACCCGAGCAGUUCGAACGGCAGCCUCCACACGCUCGGCAGCACACCACCGACGGUAAUGGACAUGGAGAGUGGCAACAUCUACAAAAAUGCCGUCGCCAGCCCAGACUAUGGCGUCCGGUACCUUGAUUGCAUCAAGUACGAGUCAAGCAGCACCGACACGGACACCGCGAGUCUCACCAGUGGCUCCAGCGUGUUUGAUGACUUCUCGUACUACUCCAGCCCCCAAAUCGAUUAUCAGAACGUCAACACGGCGAGCAGCAAUAACAACAACAACAACAACAGUGUGACCCUACCCGACAUGAACAAAAUGAACCUGCGUCUGUCGGACGACAUCAAUUCUUUCUUUAUUGGCCCAUCGAGUUGCGUGACGCAGAGUAAGCUCGUUGAUGGCGUUGGCGGCUCGGCCGAAGCCAAUCAGCUCGAGAACUAUUGUUACGAAAAUUACAGCAAUUCGGCGUCACCGAAUGCGUCGGCAAUGAUGCUGUCGUACAGCGAUUAUAGUGAGGGUUCCAGUGGGGACGCCCUCGUUCCCGGUGGUUCCACAGUAGAGCAGACCGGGCUUGGUGUCGAUAACUGGUGGAGCAGUGGAGCAAUUGGGUUGACAGCUAGUAACGGCGGUAAUUAUACAACGGCGGCGGCGGCGGGUUGGAACCAAACCGAUAGCAUCACUUAUGGAAGCCAUCAGCAGCAACAACAACAGCAGCAGCAACAACAGUACUAUUUGAUGGGUCAGGCUGACUACUUGAGCUAAACGCGGAACGCGGGGGGAUGAUGUAGUGUGAUUAAGAUUUGACAAAUUGUUGUUGAACUAAGACAAGGAAUUAAGAGGAUCUCUAAACUGUUGAAAUGUUGAGUUUAUUGCCGCAUCGGGAAGUACUCUCGUCGGACUCAUUAAGUUUCAACGUGAAUUAAUCAAAUGUACCAACGUAGUAAGACUUGUGUUUUAUAUCGUAACUUUAUUAAGAUAUUAUUUUUUUCCAAAGCUGUACUGAGUGUAAUUGUCUUCUCUAGGAGGCGGGAGCAUGUUUCCAAAUGUAAUUAGCAGUUACAAACAUUGUGUUUU